CGUUAUUUCGUAAAAAAAAGUCAAUAUCGGUUUUGACAGUUCUUUGCUAUUAUGUUCCGCCAAUUCCAUGUGUGAUAAUAUUUUAGUUUUUUUAAGGUUUGCUUGUAGUUUUAUUUCUCCGAUGAGUUUUCUAAACACAGCAAAGUCUUCUUUCUUCGCCCGACUCGGCUAUCAUGGACAAUCGCGGUUUGGCUGGUAAUCACAUGAAACUUCACAACUCUACAACCGACUUCGACUCAGUGCACUCAAACGACGUUAUCAAAUUGAUGGCUAUUGGUAAUCACAAUUUAAAUGAGUCAGGCUGCGAAGGAAGUCAUAAAGAAAGUGACUGCUAUGGAGAUUCACAGCACCACAGUUUUGUUAAAGUCAUUCCUGUGGAGUAUACUAAGCAAAAGUUUCCUAGUAUGGCUUAUUCAACUCAAAAUAUUUUAAGUCAAGAAGAUGCAAGGAACUAUCCUACAUUGUUAACUGAAAAGGAUCAAUCCGAAAUGUCUAGUAUUGCCUCUGUUUCAACUCUAUCUAGUCAUGUUAUGAAUCGUGCAAUGUCAGGUGCCAGUGCAGCUAUUGUUGAUAAACCACCUCAUCGUAUACCAAAUGGUCAAUUGUGUGUUUUCCUUAGUAAUGGAACCUGUGUUUGUAUUGAUGUUGAACAUGGUGUCAACACCAACUCUGCAACAAUUUUAAAAACAUUGAUGGAAGCUGAAGAACUACGAUUACCUCCGGUUGCUCUAAACGUCUUUGCAUUGUGGAUGAUUUCACCAGAAUUAGAAGUGCAACUGAAACCCCAUCACAAGCCUAUCAAGAUUUAUUCCGAAUGGGGACAACUUGUAAAGAAGUUUACUAAAUACGAUGGAAAUCCUGUGUUACCUGAGCCCACACUUCAUUUGAGACGAAACGUAUUCUACCCCAGAAGUGACGAAAUGCGAAUAAGAGAUUCAGGAAUCAUCGAACUGUUGUAUUGUGAAGCCAAAAAUAAUGUCCUAGUUGGGCGUUAUCCAUGUGAUCUCCCGGAAACUUUCCUUCUUGGUAGUUUCGUGGCGAGAGUCAACUUGGGAAAUUUUAUUCCUCAUCAGCACACACCAAUGUUCUUCAGGAGCCGAUUGCGAGACUAUUUGCCAUGCUACGCAUGUGUCAAGUCAACUCCGUGGUCAUUGGUCUGGCCAUUGUCCAAAUUGCAGCGUCCAGACAAAACUGCACCAGAAUCACUAUUAGUCGAGCAGCUCAAAAAACUUCCUAAUAACAUUCCUAGCCAGAGAUUGAUGCUGAAUUAUUUGAAACGCUGUUGGGCAAGACCCUACUACGGAGCUGCUUUUUUCUGCGGCCAAAUCGAAGAGCGCCGUACCUCUCACAUGUCUUCAUGGUUCACUGCAGGCGACCUCGAAAUUCAGGUGGCUGUCAGUUCGGUGGGAGUGUAUCUGGUUGAGCAGCACGAAGGGACUGUCCUUCUCGGUUUGAAAUAUGGUGAAUUCAUUUGGGAUUGCGCAUUGCCGUAUCGCCUCGACGAUCCAGAUUGCUUUCCUUGCAUUUUUCUGCAAUUUGCGUCCCCACCGUCGAGUCCUCGCGACGGCAACGACACUUGCAUCAUUCAGAUAUUCUCCAAACAGGCUGUCAUGGUGAACGCGUUAAUAGCCUAUUACACCAACAGGCAAAGGAGGAACUCUACCGCCGCUGCAAACGCCUCCACCGAUGAAAUCGAUGGAGGUAUCCAUGGAGAACAGGAUUUAGACGAUGUGAUGGCUCCGCUAACCAACCCAGCGCAAACCGGGUUACACGAUUCUUGUCUGACCAACAAGCUCCAUCGGCUCUCGUUGGCAACUUUUGAUGACGAAGGACGCUGCCUUAUAUCGACGGGGUCCUUGGCGGUAAUCAGGUAAUCUGUCAACAGCAGUCUCACCGAGUUCACUGGACAUUUUGAUGUAUUCUACACUUGGAUUUGGUUUGGUGCUUUUUGUUUGUUUCGUUAUAAUUUCUAAACGUCGACGUUGUUCUGGUCGUUCCAGUCAUCUGCCCUAACGUUUAGGAGGCAUUUAAAACGUUAAUGUGGACGUCUUUUUUAUUUUUUGUUUUGAUCUCGAACAAUUUCGGGUAGGCAGACUUUAUAUAGAUAUUAUAAAAUGGUAUAAGAAAGAAAAAAAAGCUAAAUUAUAUAACAACGCGUUUGUCGAUUCCUACCGAAAACAACCUACGGCAUUGUUUACGCAAAUUUCUUUUAUUGAUGAUUUUAAAAAUCCUUACACCAACACGUUUGAAAUUCAUCCGAUAUACCAAGUGCAAAUUUUCUUUAGUUUUAAUUCUGUUGUGUGACGCCAUGUCGACCGAUGUAAUUCCUAUUCCCAAUUAGAUUAGCGUGUAUGCGAUAUUGUUUAACCUUUUCACCUUAUGAUACGACGUGACCAAACCACCAAAGGGAACCGAUCUCAACCGUAAAAAAAAAAAACAAACCACAGGAAUAAAAGGGAAAGUUUAAAGAAAAAUAAUGAUUAAAAAAACAGCUGUACGAUUAUUUAUAUUGUAGAAGAAUGGCACUUGCUUGGUUUGUGCUUCUUCAUUUUUAAAUUUCUCGUGGUCAUCAAUACACGAAUCACACUACAUUAA
Daphnia magna is the source of this 2595-nucleotide messenger RNA. It is a transcript of the gene Bili, whose product is annotated as putative FERM domain-containing protein FRMD8P1. Lineage: Eukaryota; Metazoa; Arthropoda; Branchiopoda; Diplostraca; Daphniidae. Gene Ontology annotation, biological process: negative regulation of canonical Wnt signaling pathway. The transcript has 10 exons. Gene Ontology annotation, cellular component: plasma membrane; cytoskeleton. Bases 174 to 1874 code for a protein of 566 amino acids. The record is from RefSeq and is a predicted model, not a curated record.